GCGAUUUCGCUUCAAUAUCAGCCAGAAACUACAGGCCUUGGCUAAGCUGGGACCCGCUCCAGUUGCUCGAGCGGAAUUGCCAUAAAUACACUUGCACUUACACUUGAACGCAGCGUUUGCCGAACGGGUCACCAUGGCUGUGCAGUUUUCUAGUCAUAGACAAAGAUGGGCCGUCUUCUCUGGAGGCAACAAGCGUAUGGCGCACCGGCCUGUGCUUGCUCAGGCCAAAGCCGCGGCCACUGUUGCGCCGGUAGCAGGCGCUGCAUCGUCCGGCGUUAGUCAGGCUGAGCUGCGGGAGCGCGUUACCUUCUUCAACACCAUGUCCAAAUCCAAGGAGCUCUUUCGGCCCCGCCUGUCUGACGGCAGUGUGUCCAUGUACGUGUGCGGCGUCACAGUGUACGACUACUCCCACAUCGGCCACGCGCGUGUGUACGUUGCCUUUGACGUGCUGUACCGCUUCCUGUCCGCCGCCUGCGGCUACAAGGUCACCUACGUGCGCAACUUCACGGACAUUGACGACAAGAUCAUCGCACGGGCGCAGCAGUCAGGUGUGGAGACGUCGGAGCUCACGGAGCGCUUCAUAGACGAGUUCAACAAGGACAUGGCCGCCCUCAACGUGCUGCCACCUGCGCUGGAGCCUCGCGCCACGGCCUUCGUGCCGCAAAUGAUCUCCACGAUCACCGACAUCAUCGCCAACGGCCACGCCUACGCGGUGGAUGGCGGCGACGUGUUUUUCGACGUGGCUAGUCUGCCCGGGUACGGACGGCUCAGCGGCAGGCAGCAGGAGGACAACAGGGCGGGUGAGCGUGUGGCGGUGGACAGCCGCAAGCGAUCGCCGGCGGACUUUGCGCUGUGGAAAGCGGCCAAGCCGGGAGAACCCGCCUGGCCCAGCCCCUGGGGCCCUGGCCGGCCCGGCUGGCAUAUUGAGUGCAGCAGCAUGAUCCGCGAGCUGAUGGGGCCCGUCAUCGACAUCCACGGGGGUGGCCGUGACCUGGUGUUUCCGCACCACGAAAACGAGCUGGCUCAGAGCCAGGCGGCAUGCGGCUGCGGCCAACACGGACACGAGCACGGACACGAGCACGGUGGGCAGCAGGGCGGCGCGUCUACCAGCGGCGGGGAUGGGUCCCAGUCCCAGCUGCACAACGGCACGGACUUUGUUCGGUACUGGCUCCACAACGGCUUUGUUAAUGUGGACAGCGAGAAGAUGUCCAAGUCACUCGGUAACUUCUUCACCAUCCGCGACGUGCUGGCCCGCUACCACCCGCUGGCCCUGCGCUGGUUCCUUGUGUCCAGCCAGUACCGGGCGCCGCUCAACUACAGUGAUAAGGGGCUUGAGGACGCCAGUGGGAGGCUGUACUACGUGGCUCAGGCGCGGCUGGACGUGGUGGAGGCACUGCGGGCGGCUGGCGAAGAGGGCCAACGGGCGAUGGCGGAGGCGGAGGUGGUCAUGGCGCAGGCAGCAGCCAAUGCCAACUCCACACCUACCUCUGAAGCGGCGGCACAGCAGGAGGCGGCGGCAGCAGCCCCCAGCGGCAAAGGCAAGGGCAAGGGCGGCGCUGCUGCCGCUGCCGCUCCUGCCGCUGGCCCGGCCCUGCUGUCCGAGGUGCUGUCAGCCCUGGCUGACGACCUCAACACCCCCGCGGCGGUGGGCGCCCUCAGCGCCCCCCUGCGCACCAUUAACGACCUGCUGACCACCAAGGCAGGGCGCAAGCGGCCUGACCGCCUGGCAGUCCUGGCCCAGCUGCACUGCGCCAUGUGCCGCGUCAUGCAGCUGCUGGGCAUGGAGCUGGAGCUGGAGGCAGGGGCGCGGGCGGAGGCGGCGGGGGCCUCCGUUGGGGUGGCGGCCGGGGCGGCGAGCGGGCUGGCGGCCUCGGCGGCGGCGCUGGAGCAGCUGCUGCAGGAGCUCCGUGCGCUCGCGCUGGUGCGCCUGGACAUGACGGAGGAGGCGGUGCAGGCGGCCAUUCAGGAGCGCACUGAGGCCCGUGCGGCCAAAGACUUUGCUCGCUCGGACGCUAUCCGCGUGGAUCUGGCGGCCAAGGGCGUACUGCUGCUGGACACGCCGGAGGGCACCUCCUGGCGCCCAGGCAGCGCGGCCAGCCUGUGAGCCUGUGAGCGCGGUGGCGUACGCACGAGGCUGUCGCAGCAAAGGCCUCUGGUGACAGGACGCACAUGUUGUAACCCAGCCGCGGUAUCGCAGUUCGUAGUGAGAAGAAAUGCGGGGAGUGUGUCAGAGUCGCUGCAGGCAUGUUUGAGUCGACGAUAGGACAGAGAGGGCGGUGAAGAAGGUGGAGUCGCUGACCUUGCGACCAUCUGUUGUUGUUAUGCUUGUUAUGCUUGCUGGCUUGGCGGCAGUCGUCCUGCAUGCGGAUGCAUGGGGGUGGAAUGCGGAUGCAUGGGAGCGGAGCUGGGGGAUGGAGUAGGAGGAGGUGCGCGGUUCCCAAUCAUGUCGUCCGGCCUAGGAUUGUGAUGUGAGGAGAGUUGUCAAACCGUUUGUUCAGAGCUAGCCCUCUUACACCCAGGGAGGCUUUGAUCGUUCCAUUUAUCGCCUGUACUAGGCGUAGACCAAACACAUUGUUGCUUCGUGGGAACGCGGCGAAUGCGAUAGAGCCUUUGAUGCCCCUGGUCGGCUGGACAGAGACAGUACGCUGGCGUGGGUGGGCCGUGCUUGGCUGUGAUUGAAGAAGUGCAAAAGCUGUUGACUGUUAGUGCGUUACUAGUUACUACCCGCCUUCAGCACUGUAGCUGCCUGGG
Molecule: messenger RNA, 2751 nt
Organism: Chlamydomonas reinhardtii
Lineage: Eukaryota; Viridiplantae; Chlorophyta; Chlorophyceae; Chlamydomonadales; Chlamydomonadaceae
Exons: 12
Coding region: 197-2104 (635 amino acids)
Biological process (GO): cysteinyl-tRNA aminoacylation
Cellular component (GO): cytoplasm
Molecular function (GO): ATP binding; cysteine-tRNA ligase activity
Source: RefSeq, a predicted model, not a curated record